AUGAAACAAACAUCAUCGCUGUCGGAAACCUUUGCAUUUGUUAAUAGUGAUGAGGAUGAACCCAAGUCGAUCUUUUUGGACAUUGAAAAGAGUAGUGAUGAAAAAUUAGCAGAGCAAGAAAUUACACAAAAACGAAAGAGAAAAAUAGAGGAAACAAUUAAUUAUUUUAAUUCGAUUAAAAAACAAAAGAAUCAACAACAGGCUAAUACACCUCCAUUUGAUGAGGAUGAUAUGUGUUUAAUUACUUUGGAAAAGGAUAAUUUAUUAGAGUUAUCGGAUUUAUCGGAUGAUGAUAGAUCAAAGAAGGAUGAAACCAAGAUUAAUACAAAACAAGUUGUACAUAACAAGGCCUCAAAAUUGGAUCAAGCCUUGUCGAAAUUGAAUGAAAAGAAAAAAUCUACAAUUUCACAAAGUAAACAAGAUUGGAAACAAUAUAAAGAAAAGGAGGGAAUUGAGCACGAGUUGAAACAAUACACCAAAGAUGGUUAUUUGGAAAAGCAAUCAUUCCUUGAAAGAACAGAAAUGAGAGAGUUUGAAAUUGACAAGGAUUUAAGAAAUGCCGAAAGAAAGAGAAAAGAACAACAAAAUGCCAACAAGUAA
Naegleria gruberi is the source of this 600-nucleotide messenger RNA. RefSeq lists its product as uncharacterized. Bases 1 to 600 code for a protein of 199 amino acids. The transcript has a single exon. The record is from RefSeq and is a predicted model, not a curated record. NCBI's taxonomy places the organism in Eukaryota, Heterolobosea, Eutetramitea, Acrasida, Naegleriidae.